This is a messenger RNA of Ctenocephalides felis (cat flea), 3723 nucleotides long. Its product is annotated as fibrillin-2-like. The record is from RefSeq and is a predicted model, not a curated record. The transcript is spliced from 17 exons. Lineage: Eukaryota; Metazoa; Arthropoda; Insecta; Siphonaptera; Pulicidae. Bases 1 to 3723 code for a protein of 1240 amino acids. Gene Ontology annotation, molecular function: calcium ion binding.
AUGAAUGGGCCAUCUAGAAUUUCUUGUAUAAAUGGUAAUUGGACAGAACCUCCUAAUUGCUUAGCAGAUGAAUCCAGAAUCAAAAUUCUACAACGUAGACGAAAGAUUCUUCGAGGAAAAUUAAGAAAAGUGUUAGAAGAUAAUACAAUAGAUGAUGAAUUCGCAAAAUCAUUAGAUUUGACUUGCGUUCAAAAACAAUUGAUUCGAGCCCCAGAAAUUGCAAAUACAUUUUCUGUAAAAUAUUCAAGACGAAGACGAAACUCAAAAGUAUUUAUUACUGCAGUUUACUCUUGUGCAAAAGGUUACGAAUUGCGAGAUGUCGAUAAAUUGUAUUGUAGCCAAAAACAUUGGAUUGGGAAACGACCAGUUUGUAAAAGGAUCGAAAAUAAAGAUAUUCCAGAAAUUUGUGACCAAAAACUGGCAGGUUGUGAACACAAAUGUGUGCUCCAAGAGGGUGAACCAGUAUGCGUUUGCUAUGAAGGAUUUGAUUUGGACUUGAACGAUGGAAAAUCUUGUAUUGACAUCAACGAAUGCCUUAAGGAUAAUGGAGAUUGUGAAGGCAUUUGUGUCAAUAAACCUGGAUCUUAUGAAUGUACAUGUCCUGAUGGAUUGCAAGUUGAUUCUGUAAAUGGGCGUAGCUGCAUAGAUAUCAACGAGUGUCUAUUAAACAAUGGACACGGUCCUUGCCAAGAUACUUGCGAAAACACCUGGGGAAGCUACAUUUGCAGUUGUGGCCAACGUGAGGGCUUACGCGGAACACGAUUGGCCGCCGACGGUCAUAAAUGUUUGGGCGAAAACGACUGCCUUUCCGGGGCCGCUGGAUGCUCCCACAAUUGCAUUAAUUUGCCUUUAGGAAGAGGAGCUUUCUGCACUUGUCCGGACGGUUGGGAGCUUAUGGAUGAUUGGAAAACUUGCCGAGAUGUAGAUGAGUGCAAAAAUGCUAGUUUAGCAAAUAUUUGCUCUGCUGGUUGUAUAAAUAUACUUGGAUCAUACUAUUGCAAUGAACAAUCAAUAAUACAUGAGGAGUGUUCAGUUGGAUUCAAACGCCUUGAUAAUGGAACAUGCGUAGACAUAGACGAAUGUUUAGAAAACAAUAUCGAAUGCCACUAUUGCCAAAAUACUAUAGGCAGUUAUCAAUGCAAGUGCAACUCCGGAUACCAAAUGUCUGCUGAUGGUACAUGUGAAGAUAUCAACGAAUGUUUAGGAGAAAAUAUUUGCCCCAUCAAUAAAGUUUGUGAAAAUAGUAUUGGUAGUUACGGAUGCAUUUGCAAAACUGGUUAUAUGAGGGUUGAUGAUCAAUGCAAAAACGCUAAUCCAUGUGGUACGGACAACGGUGGAUGUUCCCAUUACUGUGCAACAAAUGAACAAUAUGAAAUUCUUUGCAGUUGUCCCGCAGGAUACAUUUUAUCUAAAAACAAUAAAAUUUGUGAAGAUUUUGAUGAAUGUGCCAACGAUAUGCACAAUUGUGAACAACUAUGCAUGAAUACUAAUGGUUCAUUUACAUGCAGUUGUAGAGGAGAAUAUUUUUUGCAAAAUGAUAACACAACUUGCAAGGAUAUAGACGAAUGUGUUGAUAAUAAUGGUGGUUGUUCUCAUAUUUGCACAAAUUUUCUUGAUGGAUUUGAAUGCAAGUGCCCAAUAAAUUAUGAACUUCUUGACAAAUAUACGUGCAGAAUUAUAAACAGUUGUUUGGAAUGUAAUGGAGGAUGUGAAUAUAUUUGUGAGUUUAAUAAAAAUCAAACCACAUGCCAAUGUCAUGAUGGUUAUACAUUACUGGACGAUGGUAAAUCAUGUGCAGACUAUGAUGAAUGUGCACAUGACAAUGAUUGUUCACAAACUUGCAUUAAUUUAGAAGGAUCAUAUGGAUGUACUUGCAAUCAAGGGUUCUACUUAGGACAAGAUAAUAAAACCUGCAUUGAUAUUAACGAAUGUUUGAUAGACAAUGGUAAUUGCUCCAAUUCAUGUGUCAACACCUUAGGAAGCUGGAAGUGCGAGUGCGAUUUAGGCCAUAUGUUAUCCUCAAAUAAUCUAACAUGCAUUGAUAUUGAUGAAUGCAUUCUUCAAAAUCCUUGUACACAUGAUUGUGUAAAUAAAAAAGGCGGUUAUGAUUGUAUUUGUCCUAAAGGAUAUACUUUAUCAAAUGAUAUGGUAACUUGCAUCGAUGUUAAUGAGUGUUUGCUAAAUAACGGAGGCUGUUCACAAAUUUGUGAAAAUAAUUUAGGCUCAUACAAUUGCAAAUGUUAUAAUGGAUACAGUUUAUCUAACAAUUUAAAGUCUUGCUUAAGGCAAAAUAAAUGUUUAGAAAAACCUUGUUCUCAAAGGUGCAGAGUCAUCAAUAACGAAGCAAGUUGCUAUUGUAAGAAAGGAUAUAAAUUACUAUCGGAUAUGGUAACUUGUGUGGAUAUAGACGAAUGUGAAUUCCAGAAAUUCUCCAGAAUUUGUGAACAUAUUUGCAUCAAUGAAGAAGGCGAUUUUAAAUGUGCUUGCAACUCUGGUUAUAAAUUAUCAACAAAUGGCAAAAGUUGCCAAGAUGUAAAUGAAUGCCAAAAAUAUCCUAAUUUGUGUGAACAUCAGUGUGUGAAUGCAAUUGGCAGUUAUAAAUGUUUGUGUCCUGAAGAUCAUGUGGUGCUACCAACUGGCGGUUGUAUGAAACAAGAAAAAAAAUGUACACAAUUAAGCUUCCCGGAAAACGGGCGAAUAGAUUGCGUCGAAGAAAACUUUGUUCUUAAAUGCUCAAUAACUUGCACAGACGGCUAUGUACUUUUUGGAAAAUCAGAACUUUACUGCAACCAAUCAAUUGGAACAUGGAAUACUGAUACAAAUAUCGAAUGUAUUGUACCUACAACGUGUCCAGAUUUACCAAAUUUAGAACAUGGAACAUUUUAUCCCCAGAGCUGCAACUCAGGUAAGCAUAUUCCUGGAGACACAUGUUACUUAGAAUGCAAAUCAGGAUAUAAAUCAUCAUAUAACAAAGUUAUCAUUUGCAUGAAAAAUCACGAAUGGAAUUAUAACACAUCACUGAUUAGAUGUAAUAGAAAACAAGAUGGUUUGACUCCGUUUAUUAUUUGUCCAGAGGAUAUUAAUGUACAAUUAAAACCUCAUCAACAAAUUGCAAGAAAUGUAUGGAUAUCAAGACCGAAAUCCAAUGUUGAUUGGUGGAAAUACGUGGAUUCUUAUCCACCGUGGGCAAAACAACUUGUAGGAAAUUUUGAACCCGGAAAAACUCUUCUCACGUUCCGGGCGAGAACACCAGCAAGUUCAGAAGUUGCUGUUUGUAGAUUUGCAGUAAACGUUAGAGUUAUGGAACCAUUAACGGUGUUACGAUGUCCUACUUCAUUUGAGGUCCAACUGAAUCCAGGAGAAAAAUCCAGGAGUGUUAUUUGGCCUGUUCCACAAUUUCAACCAACACAGCAGAUAAUGGACCUUAAAACAUCACAUGCACCAGGAACUCUGCUGAUUUCUGGACUCCACCAUAUCCGAUACGUAGCAACUGAUUUUAUAGGAAACAAAGCAGAAUGCACUUUUACCAUAAACAUAAGAGAUAGAAGAGCAAUUCGUGACAUUCAACAAUUAUCUGGUACAAGAUAUAAUUUAUAUCUUAUAUGCGAAAAUAAAUCUCCCCGAAAAAUCUCUGCUUUGAAAAAUAUCAAAAGAACUCCAAAAGGAUGUGCAGUAAGACGAAUACGAAAUUUCCAGGAAAAAAAUUUAAAUGAUCUACACUAA